Messenger RNA from Schistocerca gregaria, 606 nucleotides. Its product is annotated as proline-rich protein 2-like. The record is from RefSeq and is a predicted model, not a curated record. The coding region runs from base 19 to 450 and encodes 143 amino acids. Lineage: Eukaryota; Metazoa; Arthropoda; Insecta; Orthoptera; Acrididae. The transcript has 2 exons.
CUCAGCACUUCCAUCACCAUGAGGGCGACAGUGGCAGUUCUCCUUCUGUGUCUUUUGGUGGCAGCAUGCCACAGCCAGGAGACUCCACCUGGCCCUCCUGGACCAACUGAAGGGCCACAACCAACUGGUCCACCAGGCACACCUACUGGAGGUCCUGAACCAACAGGUCAACCUACUGGGGGUCCUCAACCAACUGGACCACCAGGCCCACCAACUGGAGGUCCUGAACCAACUGGUCCACCUACUGGGGGUCCUCAACCAACUGGACCACCAGGCCCACCAACUGGAGGUCCUGAACCAACUGGUCCACCUACUGGGGGUCCUCAACCAACUGGACCACCGGGCAGCCCUACUGGAGGUCCCGAACCAACUGGAGGUCCCCAGCCAACUGGUGAACCUCAGCCUACAGGCCCACCAGGGCCACCCUCUGGGGGACUUUGGCUUUUUUGAAUUGGUGGACUCUGAUGGUUGAUGUUAUUGCAUCUGUGAAACAUCAAGAGAGUUCAGACUUGAUAUUUACAAUUAACAGAAUCUGACUUUACUGAUGGAAGUGUUCUGUGAAUCGCUUUGUAAAAAUUUUUGGCAUUAAAUGAGCAUCUAAAAAUC